AUGGCCGACCGAUUGCCUACCACCCUUCCUCUCCAAAUGCCGAUUGACUGCAUCACUGUUGGGUCUCUUGUUCAUGCACAAUUGACCACCUACAAGGUGGGAGGUGGGGAAGAGGGCGAGAUUUUUCCUCCUCCUCCAACUCCUCCCAACACCGUCCAAAGGAGCGUGAGACAUUAUGAACGUACUGUGCCACUCCUCCCCCCUCUACCACCGCCACCGCCACCACCACGACUUGUCACUCGUCACUCCAACUUCACCUCACCACCCCCCACCCCCGUACGGGGCGACACAAUGUGUCAAGCGGUGAUGGAAGGAGAAGGUCCAGACCGGACGCGCCAAUCUCCAUGUUGA
Molecule: messenger RNA, 351 nt
Organism: Hydatigera taeniaeformis
Lineage: Eukaryota; Metazoa; Platyhelminthes; Cestoda; Cyclophyllidea; Taeniidae
Source: the annotation of a GenBank genome assembly